Messenger RNA from Mytilus californianus (California mussel), 1852 nucleotides. RefSeq lists its product as uncharacterized. Lineage: Eukaryota; Metazoa; Mollusca; Bivalvia; Mytilida; Mytilidae. The record is from RefSeq and is a predicted model, not a curated record. Bases 452 to 1852 code for a protein of 466 amino acids. The transcript has 6 exons.
UACAGGUCCGUGUAAGAAUCAGGCAAAUCAAAUAAAAACUGAUAAGUCCAUAUACACGGAAUAUGGUGAAAUUUUGGGAACUUUGUAAUCCAUUAAUAAAGGUGACAAAACCAUAGUAUUACAUCAAUGUAUGCCAUAUUUGUCUAGAAAAAAAUAGAUAAAAUGCAUUCGCCGUCUGCAUAGACAACAGUGUAACGCAUUGAAAGUAGGUCAACUUCGAUAUUGAUUUUCUGUAAACAGCAGAUGCUUAGCACACAUAUUUUUUUAUAUUUGAAAUCAUUUGAUACAUAUCUUCUCUUUUAAUGAAUAAAAAGUUUGGAAAUUUUUAUUUGAAAAAUGUUAUUCACUAAAGUAAAAUAAUUGAAACGCGUCAUUCACCGUGUUGUUUAUCUCCCUUGCUUGGUUACCUCUUUUCAAAAAAGGCGCGUAGUCUGCACAACAACAAUAACAAAUGGCAGACGAGUCGGUCCCGCCCGACAUGAAGUGCAGCCUUAGUCUGUUUUCAACCCACACAUGCGGGUAUUAUCCUGUAUAUAAACAGGAUAAAAGUGUAAGAAAGCUGGCGGAAUGUGACAAAGACAUAACGCGGCAUUUGCAAGAUCUUAGACUGUGUGGAGGUCACCAAACUAUACAUGAACCAGCCGUUGGCAGUGAAGGAGAGUUGAUAGCACUGAGAUGUGGUAUUUUCAGGUUCGACCAAGAAAUGACUGUUUGUCCAUACCACAGAUACAGUCUAGGAAUAAAUUGGAAACCAAGUAAAAAGUGUAUCUUCCCGUUGCAUAAAGGAAAUCAGCAGCCACAAAAAGGAGUGACUCCAUUAAUGAGCAAAACUAUCCUUAACAAGUUUGGAUGUCUUCAACCUGUAGGUUCAGGAAUUUGUAAUGGAUGUAAGAUAAAGUGUAAAGACCUAAUUCCUAAUACGCCAGAAUGUUAUAAUGAGUGCUUUGAUCAAGUUGAUACAGAAGAAAGUACAUAUGCAUCUGGAUACAAAUUGAGAGAACGUCCUAUCCAGCAAUUUGAUGAUAACUACUCUGAUGUGACACAGCAGUCCCAGUCUUUAUCGCAGCCUUUGUCCCAAAUAUCUAAUUGGAGUGAUGAAAUGGAAACCACUUUGGACCAAGCAAAUGCAACAUUGAAAAUACUAAAUUGUAAAUCAAGUCCGUUAAGAGGACAGUUACUUUCUGAUAUAUCUUCCCUGAAGGACAGUACCAUUCGCUAUUAUAAGCAUAAAGCAGAUGAAUCUGUAGAUUCUGUACUUAACAUUAUUGCUCCAGGGCAAUCAAAGGAGUUAAAAAAACUUAUAAUGUCAGAACCAACAAAGCCUCCAACAGAUGAUGAGCUCACUGAUACCAUUUUUAAACUGUAUGAAGAAACAGCAGACAACAAACUUCAAACACAAAUUCUAUCAAUUGUUUCCCAAAAAAUGACAAAAGGUGAAAUUAUGCAGCGUCUGCCUGACAUAACAAAAUAUAAAAUAGACCAAGCAAGACUGCUAUCAAAAUCUGGGUCUGGUUUGGUUAUUGAAGAAAAAGUAAGGAGACCUAGAGAGCGUAUGGAUCAGGAGAAAAUGCAACAUGCUUUAAACUUUUUUUUCGAUCCAUCAUUCGUACAGAUAGUGUCAUAUGGUACCAGAGAAUUGUCAUUUGACACUGGAGAAAAAGUGACAAUUCCAGACGUUGUGAGAACAUCUUGUCAUUCACAAAUUGUGCAAAUGUAUUUUUCUUACUGUAAAGAUCUCAACUUUGAACCCCUUGGAAAUAGCUCACUUUUCAAAAUUCUCACAGCUUGUGCAGCCUCACAAAGAACCAAUCUUCAUGGCCUUGAUAAUAUAGCAGCUGAAGACCGACUUUAA